AUGGGGAUUACUCCAGAGCAUAAUACUAUUAAUCUGAUGCCGGGUUCAGGCCGGCCAAGCGAUGAGGAUGGCCCUGCCUUUCCAUCCAGCGUCGACGAUGCCGCACUCGUCCGCAAAAUUGACAUGCAUGUAAUGCCAAUGCUGUUUGCCAUUUAUUUCGUCGCAUUUUUGGAUCGAGUGAACAUUUCCAACGCGCUCACAAUGAGCAUGCCCGACGACCUGAAUUUGUACGGCCACCGGGAAAAUAUUGCCCUUCUCAUCUUUUAUAUUCCUUACAUUAUCUUUGAAAUCCCAUCCAACAUUGCCAUGAAGAAACUUAAGCCGCAAUUCUGGCUGUCAGGCUGUAUCAUUGCCUUUGGUAUUGUCAUGCUUGGCCAGGCCUUUGUUAAGAGCUAUGGUGGUCUUAUUGCGACUCGUUUCUUUCUUGGCCUUGCUGAAUGCGGUAUCUUUCCCGGCAGUUUCUAUCUGAUUAGCUUUUGGUAUAAGCGUGCAGAAGCGCAGAAGCGUUUCACCAUGUACUGGUCCUCGGUUAUCUUUGCUGGUGCCUUCGGUGGCCUACUUGCCUCUGCUAUUGCCAAAAUGGACGGCAUGCGUGGCCUAGAAAAUUGGAGAUGGAUUUUCUUGCUGGAAGGAGUUGCAUCCAUCCUGAUCGGCAUUAUCGCAUUGCUGUGCUGCCCUAAUUUCCCCCAGCAGGCAUCCUGGUUGACUGAAGAUGAAAAGGCCGCAGUGAUUGCGAAAACCCGCAACUACGAGGAUGACGAGGCCCCGGUGACGAAAUCUGACUUGGCUGAAUUCUUCAAAGACCCCAAGUCGUACCUGGCUGCGAUCAUGUACUUCACUAUUGUGGUUCCUAUCUACGCCUUCUCUUACUUUGCCCCGACCAUUAUCAAAGCCCUUGGAUAUGGAACUAUCCAAACUCAACUGCAUAGUGUGCCCCCCUUUGCCGCUGCUCUUGGACUUAGUUAUCUUACGGCAUAUUUUUCGGACCGAUGGAACAUCCGUUACCCAUUCAUUCUCCUUGGUGAUCUGCUGAUCAUUAUUGGUCUGGCCCUCAUGCUGACCAUGCAUGGAACUAGCCACUUUUCCGCGGAGUAUCUCGGCAUUUGCUUCAUCACUAUGGGCGCCUUCAGCUCCGGCGCUAUUAUCAUCUGCUGGGUCUUGAUGAACAUGCAGGGCCAUAAGCAGCGCAGUAUAGGGUCCGGCUUUGUGAUUGGUGUCGGUAAUGCCGGUGGUAUUGUCGCUGUGUUCUGUUUCACCAAAGAUGAUGCCCCAUUGUACAAGCGCGGGUACUGGAUUCUGAUGGCUAUGGCGCUCGUGGGCACGUUGAUAACGGUGACAUACGGCCUGGUGAUUGCGCGUGAGCGCCGUCGUCAGAUCCAUGUUGACAGCAAGUCGGACAAGGAAAAGAUUCUCUCCUUUUAG
Messenger RNA from Penicillium macrosclerotiorum, 1422 nucleotides. RefSeq lists its product as uncharacterized. Gene Ontology annotation, biological process: transmembrane transport. The record is from RefSeq and is a predicted model, not a curated record. The coding region runs from base 1 to 1422 and encodes 473 amino acids. The transcript is spliced from 4 exons. Lineage: Eukaryota; Fungi; Ascomycota; Eurotiomycetes; Eurotiales; Aspergillaceae. Gene Ontology annotation, cellular component: plasma membrane. Gene Ontology annotation, molecular function: transmembrane transporter activity.